GCAGCAGCGUCACUCACUGCCACGUAGAGGAGAAGCUGCUGCUGCAGUUUUAUGUUUUCUGCGUGUUUUCUUCUUAAAUUUGCCUGAAGUUGGGUGUGUGGGCAUGUUGCUGGUCGUGCUGCUCGGCUCCUCCAUGCUGGCCUCCGUCGGCGGCGGGAAGCUGCCCGAAGCCGAGGUGGACAUAGAGGUUCUGCACAGGCCCUUCAUCUGUCACCGAAGGUCCAAGUACGGAGACAUGCUGCUGGUGCAUCAUGACGGAUACUUUGAGAACGGGACCAUGUUUUACUCCAGUCGAAGGCAAAAUGAGAAAGCAAUGUGGUUCACGUUGGGGAUCAGAGAAGUACUCAAAGGCUGGGAUGUAGGCCUGCAGGACAUGUGUUCAGGAGAGAAGAGGAAACUGGUAAUACCUCCAGACCUGGCCUAUGGGAAGGAAGGGAAAGGUAAGAUCCCACCGGAGAGCACGCUGACCUUCUUGGUUGAACUGCUUGAAAUCAGAAAUGGCCCGAGGUCUCACGAGUCCUUUCAGGAGAUGGACCUCAAUGACGACUGGAGGCUCUCCAAAUACGAGGUGAAAGAAUAUCUCAGGAAGGAGUUUGAGCGCCACGGCUACCCGCCCAAUGACACGUUACACGAGAACAUGGCGGCCGAUAUCUUCGCCAAAGAGGACACGAACAACGAUGGUUUCCUAUCUGCAAGAGAGUUCACCUACAAACACGACGAACUGUAACAUCACUGCUGUGGCUUGUUGCUUAAACACAAGAGACUCUCAGGUUAUUUAAAGCAGCAUGCUUGUGUGAAACACAACUGUGAAACUGGUUGCGUCACACCUUUUAAGCAGACUGUUUUGCUUUUGAGGCCAAGUUUUCAAUCAGAGAUAAGAUUUUUAAAAACCAAGAAUAGCAAAGAAGGUAAAUCAUUUGGCUUUCCAUUCGAACACAUAAGAUCAUUGAAGACAAACAGUUUUGUUCAGAAGUUUUCAUCUACUCAGCAGGGGCUAAAUGUUCUUUUAGUGGAAUAAGUAUACCACAAAAAACUUAAUUGUCUCUUGCAAUAGUCUCAAAACUUUAUAUAUACACCUUCACUAGUAGUUGGUUUGAUGUUUUUUAGGAAGUAGCAGAAAAACCAUACGGCUUGUGUGGGGCCUUGAACAAGCUCUGGAGCUAAAUAUUUUACCACUACUCAUCUUAUGAGAAAUUGCUAAAUUAUUUAAAAUGUUUCUCUUUUUCACCUGGACCUGGCUUUCAAGUACAUUUUUUCAUGUACGCAGCUGUAUGUCCAGAAUAAUGACUUUCAUGCCAAUUAUGAAGGUAUAUAAACUUCUGACCAGAACUGCAGGUCAAAUGACUCCACUCCAUCUUAAUUUAAAAAAAAAAAACCCUAUGGUGCUCACAGUUUUCCUACUGUAGAAAUGCCUUAUCUUUUUUUGUUGUCGUUGUUGACAUCUUUCUAAAGCUAAUUUUCUGAAUCCAUUUGGAUAGGAAAACAUAAACUCUCCAAAAACUUGAUUAUCAUCAAAACAAAUUUACCUUAAAAUCUGGAACAUGUGUUAUAUUUAUUGUAUUAAGCAUUAAAAUAGUUCUUUUAAACAGA
Xiphophorus hellerii (green swordtail) is the source of this 1590-nucleotide messenger RNA. Its product is annotated as peptidyl-prolyl cis-trans isomerase FKBP14-like. The record is from RefSeq and is a predicted model, not a curated record. Lineage: Eukaryota; Metazoa; Chordata; Actinopteri; Cyprinodontiformes; Poeciliidae. Gene Ontology annotation, molecular function: calcium ion binding; peptidyl-prolyl cis-trans isomerase activity. Bases 104 to 727 code for a protein of 207 amino acids. The transcript has 4 exons.